Messenger RNA from Zasmidium cellare ATCC 36951, 1974 nucleotides. RefSeq lists its product as uncharacterized. The transcript has a single exon. NCBI's taxonomy places the organism in Eukaryota, Fungi, Ascomycota, Dothideomycetes, Mycosphaerellales, Mycosphaerellaceae. Bases 1 to 1974 code for a protein of 657 amino acids. The record is from RefSeq and is a predicted model, not a curated record.
AUGGCCCUCCACAAACCCCUGAAGACAGGAAACUCAAUCCGGCUACUGCGUGUCCAUCGUAGCCGCAACGGCCAGAUUGACGGAGAGCUGGAGAGUUUCGUUUUGGGCUCGAGACACACUCCAGCUUACAGAGCCAUAUCAUACGUGUGGGGAGACCGCACAACACACAGAACGAUCGUCGUGAAUGGCUGCACUAUCUCGGUCCUGAUCUCGGUAUAUACCAUUCUCCAAGCACUUUGCGACACGCCGGAGCUUUUUUUCAACAACCGUGACUCCGCCACCCCUGCUUGGACCUGGCUGGACUCAAUAUGCAUUAAUCAGAAAGACGUCGUCGAAGUCGGGCAGCAAGUUGCUUACAUGGCGAAUAUCUUCGGCGAGGCGAGGUCAGCUAUCGUCUGGCUUGGGCCGGCUACUCCACAAACAGAUAAAGGGAUCGAGUUGAUGAAGUUACUGGCGAUGUGCGAGGAGGACAAACCAAUCUCCCAUCCCAUGCUAAAAGACAUCGAAGCCUGGCGAGGCUAUCAAGUGGUCGCCGCAAACCCUUGGUGGAGGAGAGCGUGGACUUUGCAGGAGAGCCUCGUUCCCCAGGAAGUCGUCUAUCACUACGGCACCAAACAUCUGAGCGAGAAGCAAGUGCGACGUGCGAUUCUGGUCACGAACGAGGACUUCAUCCCGAAAUCCGUAUCCCUCGACAUGGAGCCUUGGGCGGCAAUGUGGAACCGUCGGAGGAUAACUCAGUGGUACUGGGGCCGCGAUGUGGCACUGCCAGGCCAAUCAAUUGGCCUACCGGCUUUGCUCGCAUACACUCGACACGCUCAGGCUACUGAUGAUGAGGACUAUAUUUACUCACUUGUCGGAUGCGUCAACGCCACGGAUCGAAGCAUUGUUGGUAAUCCCAACUACGCCCUUAGCGUCGAGUCAAUCUACACUGCUUUUUGUCGGAAGUGGAUUAUGAGACACCAAAGCCUGGACAUCAUCUGCUUCACUACGCUUUUCAAGCCUUGCCGAGCCGGGGUAGAUUCUGGUCUUCCUUCAUGGGUGCCAGACUGGCGUGAUCGGCCUUCUGCAGAGUGGAGCGCUUCGAACCCCGUUCCUCUCCUUGUCAGUCAGCCCGCGAAUAAGUCCAUCGGUAGCCUGAUCCCCAAGAGAUUUGUGUUGGAUGAAAGACAAAGUCGACGUUACAUGGCGGCCGGAGACAAAAGGGCAUACUUCCAGUUCAGUAAUGACAUGGCUGAGUUGAGAUGCAAAGGUGCGACACUGGACAAAAUCGAUGGUCUGGCUGGGAUGGUGGAUUCGCCUCUUCAUGGCAGCACUCAAGUUUGUGAGCCUCUGAUACAGUCCACAUCAUCUUUAAACUGCCCAUCGAUACUUCUAGAGAGCGGGUCUGUUUCAGAUGCCGACUCGAUGGCAGUAGCGGAAGACAUUGCUCUCAGCCUGGUCCUCGGCCGAGCAGAUGUCUAUCUUCAGCAUCCUGCAGAUGCAAAUCGGAUCUUAGCUCAGAUCAAGGCACUUCUUCAGGACGCGGAGUCUGAUGAAGACGUGAAAGAGAGAAGAACCCGAGAAUUCCUCGCGUGGUUACGAUACAACACUUCGCUACUCAUUCGUGGCAUGACCUUGGGCAAGGCCUUAAACCCUAAAAGAUUCGACCACCUACGUCCGCUCCGUGAGGUCGAUGUAACGGCAGCCGAUGGGAGCGAGCACGACAUUCAAUGGAAGUUCAAGAAGGCUGCGACUCUUAGGGAUAUGGCUCGGAGGCUGGCGGUCACGGAAAGUGGGCACGUGGGGAUUGUGCCUCAACAAGCUCAGAAAGGGGAUCUGGUGUGCGUUCUGUACGGAUGCAGUGUUCCUGUCAUCUUGAGGCCGCUAGCGAAGGGGCAGUAUCGGCUCGUUGGUGAGUGUUAUCUGCAGGGAUUCAUGGAAGGAGAGGCUGUUCGAGAUGGAAGGUAUCACACUCAAGAGUACAAUCUGGUGUGA